GUGAAUCCCCCUCCCCCCUAGACAGCAGGAGCCGUCGUCGCCCAAACUAGACUGUAGCAAUGUUCCGGCUCAUGAUAACUCAAGCCAAGAAGCACCCAAGUCUGAUUCCUCUAUUCUUCUUCAUUGGACUUGGAACUACGGGUGCUGGGCUUUACCUGUCACGUCUGGCAAUGUUCAGCCCUGACGUUUGCUGGGACAAAAAGAACAACCCUGAGCCAUGGAAUAAAUUGGGUUAUAAUCGGCAAUACAAGUUUGUUGCCAUAAACACUGAUUAUAAACAGCUGCAGAAGAAUGGUCCUGACUUCUGAAUGAUUGUCAAAAUGCCUUGCUACCUUUGCUGAAAUAGCAAGAUCUUUGAGAGCUAGAUGCAAAACACAUUGUGCCUUAAGUGAUUACAUUUAUUGAUCAUGUGUUCUUUUAAUAUUCACAAAAAGUGUAAGGCUUAGUAACUUGCUUUAUGCUCACUUUGAUUUUUAAAACAAAAUAUCCUGUUUUGAUCAAAUGUGCUUGCUGUGAUUGUUACACAUAUGUUAUAUGGAUCAAGCAUCAAUAAAACUUUAAAAUUCUCCUUGAUACACUCUACUUUCAGAAUGCUGUAAUGUUACAUAGAAAAGUGAGGUAUGUUUAUCUGAAUUAAGUGGUAAUUUAUAGACAACUAGUAAUUUCAAUUCUUGAAUUUGAAAUAUCAUUGGAUUUUAGGUUCCUGUAGUUAACAAAAAUAUGAUAUACAGUACCUAAACUCCAGGCUGUAAAUUGUGCCUAUGUAAAACUGUCCAUGGAAAUGUGUAUGAGAGCAUGAAAUAUUACAAUGUAAUUGAGCCAACAGAAUAAAUAAAAUAUAUAUUGUCA
Carcharodon carcharias (great white shark) is the source of this 849-nucleotide messenger RNA. Its product is annotated as cytochrome c oxidase subunit NDUFA4-like. The record is from RefSeq and is a predicted model, not a curated record. Lineage: Eukaryota; Metazoa; Chordata; Chondrichthyes; Lamniformes; Lamnidae. The transcript has 4 exons. Bases 60 to 308 code for a protein of 82 amino acids.